UGGUUUUUACGGCGCUCCCGGGACAACGCCACGCGCAGAAACGGACCAGACAUCCAAGAGAUUUACUUUUGGUACUACGGCGGCGUUAGGUGUAUCCCUUUUCUUAACUCGCGCCCCCUUAUUUGGUAAAGACUGACGUCAGUUUUGGGGGGGUGGAGGAGGACAGCGUAACUUCGAAGAAUCGUGGUUUUAUGGGAAAGAGGUGGACUUGUUUUUCAUUAUCUCCUUAGUUAGUAGGAGGUGGUUUGCUUUAUUAAAAAAAAAAAAAAAAAAAAACCGAGGCGUUUUGUCCGUUCUGUAGAUAAAAACGCAAAAUGAGCUCCGAGGUCUUGUAUCGUAGGCAGAUAUUUCCAAGUGACUGAACGAGGCUCUUUAAGUGCUUGGAUUUGAGUGAAUAAGAUUCUGCAGUGCACCUACAGCGUAAACAACAUCGGACAGAACAGACGUGUAUAAUUGCUCGUGCGACGGACCAAAAGAAGGAGAAGAAGAAGAAAAAAAACCAUGACGGAGCCGGUGAAAAAAAAGAUAUUCGUCGUGGUGGAUUUGCUUUGCGUGAUCGUGGCCGCCCUGCCCUCGCUCAUCCUGACCGCCCUCUUCAAGCCCUAUCAGAGGGGCAUUUACUGCAACGAUGAGAGCAUCCGCUACCCCUACAAGCGCGACACCAUCACCCACGCCACCAUGGCCGCCGUCACCAUCUCCUUCUCCGUCGUCAUAAUAACCUCCGGUGAGGCCUACCUGGUCUACAGCAAAAAGCUGCACUCCAACUCCAACUUCAACCAGUACGUGGCGGCGCUCUACAAGGUGGUGGGGACCUUCCUGUUCGGCGCGGUGGUCAGCCAAUCGCUGACGGACCUGGCCAAGUUCACCAUCGGCCGCCCGCGCCCCAACUUCAUAGCCGUCUGCGCCCCCAAAGUCUGCAACGGCUACAUGCUAAACAUCAGCUGCACCGGCAACUCGCACAACGUGACCGAGUCCAGGUUGUCUUUCUACUCUGGCCACUCCUCCUUUGGGAUGUACUGCAUGCUGUUCCUGGCGCUCUACGUCCACGCCAGGAUGGCGGGGAAAUGGGCGCGGCUCCUGAGACCCACAAUCCAGUUCUUCCUGGUGGCGUUCGCCGUGUACGUGGGGUACACCCGCGUCUCCGACUACAAGCACCACUGGAGCGACGUCCUGGUGGGCCUCCUGCAGGGGGCGCUCAUCGCCGUCCUCAAUGUGCGCUACGUGUCAGACUUCUUCAAGGAGCGGCCCCCCCACUGCCCCUGCCCCUGCCCGUCCACAGCUGAGACGGUGGCCCUGGAUGGCCAAACCUUGGAGCGCAAGCCCAGUGUGCAGAUUGCGGACAGCGAGCGCCACAACCAUUUCAGCUACCCCCCAGGGCCCGUGUGAGGCCCCCCUGCCGCAGAGGGACUGUACCUCUGAAAACCCGCCCAAGACCACGCCCCGCCCCGCCCCUUCGCCUUUGCCCCGCCCCUUCCUCCCCACCCGCAGCGAACCACUCGGGGAACAAACCACUGGACUGACGGAGAGACUCCGCCCCCUUUUACAACUCUCUAAAAGACACGCGACUGCCAUGUCUGACGCAGACGCCUUCCCAAAAAAACAGGACUUUACCUGUGUGUGUGUGUGUGUGUGUGUGUGUAUGCAUGUGUGCGUGUGCGUGUGUGUGUGUAUGCAUGUGUGCGU
This is a messenger RNA of Anguilla anguilla (European eel), 1683 nucleotides long. It is a transcript of the gene plpp2a, whose product is annotated as phospholipid phosphatase 2a. The transcript is spliced from 7 exons. Gene Ontology annotation, biological process: phospholipid dephosphorylation; signal transduction; phospholipid metabolic process. The record is from RefSeq and is a predicted model, not a curated record. The coding region runs from base 502 to 1386 and encodes 294 amino acids. NCBI's taxonomy places the organism in Eukaryota, Metazoa, Chordata, Actinopteri, Anguilliformes, Anguillidae. Gene Ontology annotation, molecular function: phosphatidate phosphatase activity.